Molecule: messenger RNA, 2871 nt
Organism: Histoplasma capsulatum G186AR
Lineage: Eukaryota; Fungi; Ascomycota; Eurotiomycetes; Onygenales; Ajellomycetaceae
Product: alpha-galactosidase
Exons: 2
Coding region: 1-2871 (956 amino acids)
Source: RefSeq, a predicted model, not a curated record
AUGUCGAAAAUAGCUCUUCCAUUCAUGCCUUCCAGUACUCCAGCUGGGGGAGUGCCAAACGUGGGGCAAAGAAGCCUUCCCCCGCUUAUCCAAGAAAAGGAACAAAGACCAUCCCAGAUCAAAUUCGUCCGAGCGGCGCAAAUGUGUCUCUUUGCUGAUAUUACUAGCUGGCCACCACUGGGACAGGUUACUUGCUUGAAAAGGAGUGGGAAUGGGGAUAAGGUCCGGUUUACUGUUCUCCUCCAGUCAAGCCGUUCACUUCCGGAACAGACCUGGGAAGUUUCCAUCUGGCAUAACGUCAAUAACAGGGAUCGUUGGGAAGCUCUCCCUUUGCGAAAGGGUUCAGCAUCACAAAUGAUUAUGUUGUCAGUGGGUCCGGCACCGGGGCCAGAUUAUCAUACCUACAGCUUCUCUGAGGAGCUUGACUUCCCAAAAGUCGGUAGGCAUGCAUCUUUUACUGUUAGAUAUAGAAUUGAUGCAAAUGCCUCAUGGCAGUGGGUCAAUGAUCAGUUCGGAAUGAAAGAUGGGGAACUAGUUUUUGAACCGACCCACUCGCAACUUCUCAAAGAUCUUGAUCCGGUCGCCCAACCGUCGAAGUCGUUAACGGAGUACUUAGAUGAUCUCAAUCCCGAUCUCCAGAUUGAGGCACAUCCAAGUGAAUCUCCAGGUGCAAUUUUAUGGAGCGUGACUGGUUCCAUCUUGUCUGCCGUUGGUGACGAGAGCACAUUCGAAGAGAUAAAAUUCGGCCUCCCGAAAGACUUCGUCAGAUAUUUUGCUCUUGUUCGAAUAUGGGAACCUUGGUUGGCACCUCGACAUGGCCUGAGCAAGCUAGCUCUCACGGAGGAUUCCAUUUUUCUAGCAUUUCUGCGCAAGGAUGGAACUCAUCUCGUUCUCCUAGCGAUCAGUGGUGUGGACAAUGUCCUGACUACCUUCAAAUCUGGAGACAAUGGCCAGGUUGUGACUGCUGUGAAGAACGAUAGUAUCCACAACUCGACAUAUCAGGUCCUAGUUGCAGUGGCACCUUCUUUCGAGGUUGCCAAUUCUGCUGUAAUGUACGAGGCACGAAAAGCCUUGGGAAAGCUUUCCGGGACUGGGCCACCUUCUCCGUCCAUACCGCAGGAGCUGAGUGAACCGAAAUCGCCGUUAGGCAACGAUGUGGUUAUCGUGGAGAAUGACCCCCAGGUCCAAUGGAUGUAUGAUUGGUAUGACGGCCUAGCGUAUUGUACUUGGAACGCGUUGGGUCAGGAUCUCACGGAAGAGAAAAUAUUAAAAGCCCUCGAUACGCUAAAGGAUAACGGCAUUAAUAUUGUCAACCUCAUCAUAGAUGAUAAUUGGCAGGCGUUGGAUAACAAGAGCGAGUCUCAGUUCAAACGAGGAUGGAUGGAAUUUGAAGCGAAUAAAGAUGGGUUCCCAAAUGGGCUGAAGCACUUAACUAGCAAAAUACGACAGCAUUACCCGCAUAUCCAACACAUCGCCGUCUGGCAUGCUCUCAUGGGCUACUGGGGUGGUAUCUCGCCUCACGGGCAGAUCGCGAAAGAGUACAAAACUAAGAUUGUCAAGAAACGUGACGGCGUUGCGGGAGGGAGUAUGUUGACAGUUGAUCCCGAUGACAUUCAUCGGUUCUACGACGAUUUCUACAAAUUUCUUUUGGCGGCUGGGGUUGACUCUGUGAAGACAGAUGCCCAAUUCUUCCUCGAUUUGCUCCAGGAUCCUGCUGAUCGGGUCCGAUUCACCACGGCAUACCAAGACGCUUGGUCGGUUGCCUCAUUGCGAUACUUCCAGGCCAAAGCAAUCACUUGCAUGUCGCAGACACCGCAAAUAAUUUUCCAUUCACAAGUACCGACCAACAAGCCAAAGAUGCUCUUGAGAAAUUCCGAUGACUUCUUCCCCAAUAUUCCCUCGUCUCACCCCUGGCACGUGUUUUGCAAUGCACAUAAUGCUCUGUUCACCCAACAUCUCAAUGUCAUACCUGAUUGGGACAUGUUUCAGACUAGCCACCCGUAUGCAUCUUUCCACGCGGCAGCUAGAUGUGUCUCCGGCGGUCCGAUAUAUAUCACUGACGUACCGGGUGAACAUGAUAUCAACGUUAUCAACCAGAUGACAGCCCCAACAGUGGGAGGUAACACCGUCAUUCUCCGGCCCAGUGUCUUGGGAAGGUCCAUUGACGUGUAUCAUAACUACAACGAAGGUAAGAUGCUCAGAGUCGGCGCCUAUACUGGCUGGGCCAAGACUGGCAGCGGAAUCCUGGGCCUUUUCAACGUCAGCGCUCAGAAAACCAGUUCUAUGAUCUCCAUUCUUGAUUUCCACGGCGUCUCCCCUGGUAGCGAGGAUGAAUAUCUAAUCCGUGCACACUCCACUGGGAGAAUCUCACGCAUAAUAAGGCCCUCCGACCAAGAUCCCCUGGUCGCCAUAUCUCUUGAGACGAAGGACUGGGAAAUUUUAACCGCCUACCCGGUCCGGAGCUUCGAAAUGCCAAAUCCACUUGACAAGGACAAAACCACAAAUAUAGAGGCCACUACUACCACCACAAGUGUCGCUGUCCUAGGCCUCCUAGGCAAAAUGACUGGCGUGGCUGCUAUUGUGAGCUCAGACAUUUUCCUCGUGGCCAACCGUCGUCUCAGAUUUGAUGUUACGCUGAAGGCAUUGGGAACACUAGGCAUUUACAUUUCUGACAUUGACACACGCUCCAUAGAAAAAGGCUUUAUGGUCAUGCUUUCGGGUCGAGCGGUACCAGUGCAUACCGUUCAGUUGCAGCCUGCGGGAGCUGGUGGGCAGAAGGUUGUAGCAAUUGAUGUUGCGGCAGCGUGGAAGGAGCUUGGCUUAUCUAAUGGAUGGAGUAACGAGGUUGUUGUUCAAGUUUUUUUGAGCUAG